Molecule: messenger RNA, 918 nt
Organism: Alexandromys fortis (reed vole)
Lineage: Eukaryota; Metazoa; Chordata; Mammalia; Rodentia; Cricetidae
Product: olfactory receptor 4K3-like
Exons: 1
Coding region: 1-918 (305 amino acids)
Biological process (GO): G protein-coupled receptor signaling pathway
Cellular component (GO): plasma membrane
Molecular function (GO): G protein-coupled receptor activity; olfactory receptor activity
Source: RefSeq, a predicted model, not a curated record
AUGGAAGAAACAAAUCAGUCAGUGGUGACUGAGUUUAUUUUUCAGGGACUUUGCACCUCAAGGGAAUUGCAGAUUUUGCUCCUGUUGCCAUUUUCUAUCCUCUACCUGAUGAUUAUGGUAGGCAACCUCUUUGUGGUGAUUUUAAUCAUCAUUGAUCAUCAUCUCCAUUCUCCUAUGUAUUAUUUGUUGGCCAAUCUUUCAUUAAUUGACUUCUGCCUUUCAUCAGUUACUACCCCCAAACUGAUCACAGACCUCACAAAAGAAAAUAAAACCAUUUCUUUCGGGGGUUGCAUGAGCCAGAUCCUCUUUGCACAUUGCUUUGCAGGGGGUGAGAUGGUGCUUCUUGUAACAAUGGCCUAUGACCGCUAUGUGGCCAUCUGCAGGCCACUCCACUACACCAGCAUCAUGGACAGACAGAAGUGUGUCUGGCUUGUUUUAAUAUCAUGGAUCAUUGGAUUUGUGCAUGGCAUUAGUCAACUGAUUCUGAUUUUGGAGCUUCCUUUUUGUGGACCUAGCGUGAUAGACAGCUUUUUCUGUGAUAUUCCUUUGGUGAUGAAAUUAGCCUGCAUGAAUACUGAUACUCUGAGAAUCAUAAUAAAUAUUGACAGUGGUGUUUUAGCAAUGAUUUGUUUCAUUUUCUUGCUGAUAUCUUACACUUAUAUUCUACUAACUGUUCAGAUUCAUUCUAAAGAUGGUUCAUCAAAGGCACUCUCUACUUGCACUUCCCAUAUCAUAGUGGUUGUGCUAUUCUUUGGUCCUAUCAUUUUUAUCUAUCUGUGGCCUGUCAGCAUCACUUGGGUGGAUAAGUUUCUUGCUGUAUUUUACUCAGUCAUCACACCUCUCCUGAAUCCAGCCAUAUAUACACUGAGAAAUAGAGACAUUAAGAAUGCCUUAAAGAAGUCGUUAAAUCACAGGUGA